AUGAUACACUUCCAUUCUAAGAACGCUUCACCUGCUUUAGAACCAUCGAAGAAGCAAACACUAAAACUUGAUGAAUACAUCGCUCAACGUGAUUAUGCGGGUGCCAUUGCUUUUCUCGAAUUUUGUCGAGAGAAUGACACAAACAUAGACGAUCUCGAUCAUUGGUUGGCAUUUGCCGCUUUUCAUACGGGAGAUUAUCAACGUGCGCGUCAUGAAUAUGAAAAUCUUCUAAAAAGAGAUCACCGUGAUGGCCGAAUCUACAUCUACCUAGCGUGUUGUUACUUUAUGUUGGGCAAUUAUGAACAAGCCGAACAAACUGCAUUGAAAGCACCGAAAUCUUCUCUACAAACACGACUUCUGUUUCACCUUGCACACAAACAAAAUCAUCAAGACAAAUUUCAACAUUAUCAAAAUCAGCUGCAAGACGAUGUCCAAAAUCAAAUGUGUCUCGCUAGUAUGAAUUAUAUGAAACAUGAAUACCAACAAGCACUUGAUAUAUACAAGCGGUACUUGUUAAAAGAUCGAGAUUAUCUGGCAUUGAAUGUUUAUGUUUCACUUUGCUAUUAUAAAUUAGAUUAUUUCGAUAUGUCACAAGAAUUACUUGAUAUCUAUUUGAAGAAGUAUCCGGAUUCAGUGACAGCUGUGAAUAUUCAAGCGUGUAAUCAGUACAAGUUAUACAAUAGAAAAAGAGCUGAAAAUGAUCUCAAACAGCUUCUUGACAAUGUCAAUAUCUCAUUUCAUCAUGCAAAAGAAAUAUUUCAGCAUAAUAUGAUUGUGUUUCAAGACGAUCCAAAUGCGUUCCGAGUGUUUAAUCAAUUGAUCGAUGUGAUUCCUGAAGCACGUUAUAAUCUAGUCAUAUACCAUCUCAAACAAGACAAUUGUGAGCAAGCGUUUGAGUUGAUGAAAAAUGUCGAACCAAGUCAUGCGAUUGAAUACAUCUUGCAAGGUAUUGUUCAUGCCAACUACGGGCAGAAACAUCGCUCACACGAGCAUAUCAAACAAGCUCAAACAUAUUUUCAAACUAUCGGCAGUUCUCCUCUCGAAUGCGAUACAAUUCCGGGCCGACAAUGCAUGGCUGCUUAUUACUUUCUUCAUCAACGGUUCUAUGAUGUUUUAGUCUACUUAAGUUCAAUUAAAGUCACUUCAUUCGCACAUAAUAUGCUUUUCACUGAUGAUCUGCAUUCUUUUCAGGCUUAUUUUCCUAAUGAUGACACAUUCAACUUCAAUUAUGCACAAGCUAAAGGUUCGGAACAGAAAUGGCAUGAAGCAGAAGAGGCGUUGCUUCUUAUUGAUAAUGAGAAGAUUAAAAAUGACUAUAUUUAUCUUUCAUGGCUAGCACGAUGCCAUAUUCAGAACAAUAAGCCACAUCUUGCUUGGGAACUGUAUUCUAAACUCGAUCGUUCGAAAAAUACAUUGUCAUUUCUCGAAUUGAUCGCAAAUGACUGUUACAAACAUAGAUACUAUCUCUACUCUGCUCGUGCUUUUCAUCGUUUGCAACAGAUUGACCCCAAUCCAUUGUAUAGGAAUGGCAAACAGGGUGCUUGUGCAGGAUACUUCCAGCAAAUCAUUGCUGGUCGAGAAUCAAAAAGUAAACUACACGAUCUGUUGCCAUUAUUACGAAACUCGCAGCAUCCGGAAGAAGAUCAAAUGAUUACAGUAAUCCGAUCAUGGGCGAAAAGAAAUAACGUUGGUAUAUGA
Adineta ricciae is the source of this 1698-nucleotide messenger RNA. Lineage: Eukaryota; Metazoa; Rotifera; Eurotatoria; Adinetida; Adinetidae. The record is from the annotation of a GenBank genome assembly.